AUGUCUCAUAAUAGUGUCUCAUUGCUUGCGGAAGGCUUAAUAUAUCCCAAACUGCACUACGGUCCUUAUGCCCGUGAUUGGUGGUCACCUCGACCAUCUAAUGAUAAAGACAUUUCAGUUUCUGUCCUGUAUCGACUAUAUAUGCAUAUUAGUUUUGUUCUUAACCAGCAUCAAUUUUUUAUUAGGGUUGUUAAAAGUGAAGAAAACCAAUUACAGCCUGG
This is a messenger RNA of Racocetra persica, 221 nucleotides long. The record is from the annotation of a GenBank genome assembly. NCBI's taxonomy places the organism in Eukaryota, Fungi, Glomeromycota, Glomeromycetes, Diversisporales, Gigasporaceae.